Molecule: messenger RNA, 618 nt
Organism: Ilex paraguariensis (yerba mate)
Lineage: Eukaryota; Viridiplantae; Streptophyta; Magnoliopsida; Aquifoliales; Aquifoliaceae
Source: the annotation of a GenBank genome assembly
AUGGCCGAUAACGCAUCUGAAUCACCUCCAGAAGAAGAACAAGCAUGGCCGAAAAAACAGAUGUUGGAUGAGGAAGAAGAUGAUAACAAGCAACCACUAGAAGAAGAGAAAGAGAAACAAAAAUUGGAAGAGGAAGAUGAUAACAAACAACCACAAGAACGAACAACCAAUUAUGAAGAUUCGGAUGAUGAAUUUACCGAUGAGGAGUUUCAGAGGUACAUCAAACAGGUCAACGAGAGCGGGGGCUUUGACAUUGACAAAAUCCCCAACAAGUAUCCGCUUGGUUUCAUAAUACCAGUAUCGGACCUAGAUAGAAGAACUGAAGAUUUUGUUGAGGAUGUCAAGAUUUGUUCCAAAUUAGCGCUUGACAAAUACAACUCUGAUAAUGAUACCCAAUAUGAGUUUGUGAAGGUCCACAAAUUGAACUUGCAGAUUGUUUCAGGUUUUAUGUUUUACAUUACUUUUGAGGCCACGGGUGUUGCUCCAGCCAACGGUUGUGAGCAUUCUACUCACAUUUUUCAAGCUCGGGUCUAUUCCGGAAUUGAGGACAGAGAAGUCGAUUUUUGUAGGCUGAAACCAAGUUAUGGAGCACCUCAGAUGCCUAGAGCAUGUUGCUGA